This is a messenger RNA of Suncus etruscus (white-toothed pygmy shrew), 2298 nucleotides long. It is a transcript of the gene SUPT7L, whose product is annotated as SPT7 like, STAGA complex subunit gamma. Gene Ontology annotation, molecular function: protein heterodimerization activity; transcription coactivator activity. Lineage: Eukaryota; Metazoa; Chordata; Mammalia; Eulipotyphla; Soricidae. The transcript has 5 exons. The record is from RefSeq and is a predicted model, not a curated record. Bases 307 to 1545 code for a protein of 412 amino acids. Gene Ontology annotation, cellular component: SAGA complex.
UUUGGAGCAUUGCAGGACCUAUACCUGGGCCCUCUUUUCUUGCUGCUUGCUUUUCGGAAGAACAUCUUUAGUCCAACAAUGUUGGGGCCACUGCUCUCUUGAACAGUCAACGUUUUCUGUUAUCAGUUGGAUGGAACGACUUCCGAUUUUCCACUCCAGACACCUUCACUCUGUCAUUGCUUGAGAUCUAAAGACAUUCCUUUGAGGGACUUAGCGAUUUUGGAGUAUUUGUCUAUUGAUACUGCCAGGAUUGGACACUGACUUCUCUCCAUUAAACGAUAAAUCUCUUCCUUGCUUCCUCCGAAGAUGUUGAGGUAUUGGGGAGAGAUCCCCAUCUCAUCUAGCCAGGCCAACAGGAGCUCUUUCGACUUGCUCCCCAGGGAGUCCCGGCUGGUAGAAGUACAUGACCCACCCCUGCACCAACCUUCAGCUCAAAAGCCCAAACCGCCCACUAUGCUGGAUGUGCCCUCGGAGCCCUGCAGCCUGACCAUCCACACCAUCCAGCUCAUCCAGCACAACCGGCAGCUGCGCAGCCUCAUCGCUGCGGCACAGGCCCAGGGUCAGCAGCAGGCCGAGGGCGUCCAGCCCGAAGAGAGCGAACCUCUCCCGCCAUGUCCCAGUUCACCACCGCUGCCCGAUGACCUUCUGCCUCUGGACUGUAAGAACCCCAAUGCCCCCUUCCAGAUUCGCCACAGUGACCCCGAGAGUGACUUUUACCGCGGGAAAGGGGAGCCUGUGAUGGAACUCAGCUGGCACUCGUGCCGGCAGCUCCUCUACCAGGCAGUGGCCACCGUCCUGGCACAUGCAGGCUUCGAGUGCGCCAAUGAAAGUGUCCUGGAGACCUUGACUGAUGUGGCACACGAGUACUGCCUCAAGUUCACCAAGCUGCUGCGCUUCGCUGUGGACCGGGAGGCCCGGCUGGGACAGACGCCCUUCCCGGAUGUGCUCGAGCAGGUCUUCCACGAAGCGGGCAUUGGCAGUGUGCUCUCGUUGCAGAACUUCUGGCAGCACCGCAUCAAGGACUACCACAGCUACAUGCUGCAGAUCAGCAAGCAACUCUCAGAAGAGUAUGAGAGGAUCGUCCACCCUGAGAAGGCCGCCGAGGACACAAAGCCAGUGAAGAUCAAGGAGGAGCCCGUGAGCGACAUCCCCUUUCCUGUCAGCGAGGAGGUGGAAGCUGACCUGGCCCCUGGAGACCAGUCCCUGCCCAUGGGGGUGCUGGGUGCACCCAGUGAGCGCUUCCCCUCGAACCUGGAGGUGGAGGCUUCACCUCAGGCUUCAAGUACAGAGGUCAAUGCUUCUCCUCUUUGGAAUUUGGCCCAUGUGAAAAUGGAGCCUCAAGAAAGCGAAGAAGGGGCCGUCGCAGGGCAUGGUGUGCUGGGCAGCGAUGUCUUUGAGGAGCCCAUGUCGGGCAUGAGUGAAGCUGGCAUCCCCCAGAGCCCAGAGGACUCAGACAGCAGCUACGGGUCCCACUCCACUGACAGCCUCAUGGGGUCCUCGCCGGUCUUCAACCAGCGCUGCAAGAAGAGGAUAAGGAAAAUAUGAAAAGCGAAUGUUUGUUUUCUGCCCGGACCUAGAACUGAAAACUAGAGUGUAUUCGAAUUUGUUUCCCGAAAGAGUCACUUGAAUUUCAGACACUUGAAUCUCAGGGUCUCCUGAUUUCAGUAGACACAGACUUCACAAGAUAAACACAUGUUUGCUUGUUCCUUUUGCCUCUGGAUUUUUAUGAAAGGCCAUAGCCGCCACCUUCACGAGUAGGGUAGAUGGAGCUGCUGGCGUGGUCCUUGGGAGACCAGAGCACUGUUGUGACUACUCCCCAACUCUAAUAUGACGAGAUGCAUCACUUAGCAUCUCUAGAGCCAUUUCUCUUGUCCGCCUGAGACUGGCAGGCAGUUUGUGAAGACUGGCGUGUUAUCAAACCCACCUGCUGAGACCAGAUGGAAGUUUGGCUCACUUACCUCGUUUUGUUGUGGGGUCACAAUUACUGGGGUUCGCGCACUGCCAACUAACUGGAAGUAGCUGAAUCCUCACAGCUACUCAGUGGUUUUUUUUUUUUAAACCGGUUUUGCCUUCCAGGUUAUGAGAGCUCAAAGGGCUGGAGCUCAGGCUGAGAAAUCUCGGGAUACAGGGCUUCCUCCCCAGCACUGCAUGGCUCUUGUGUACCUCUGUGUUUGGUCCCCCGAGUGCUGUAGGGGAGGCCUAGAAAAUCUGAAUCACUGGGCCGGGUUAUGGCUCAGAAGCAAAAUGUGACCUUGCACAUAUGAGACCUGGUUUAACCAACUUGGCACCACCAAAAAA